CACUACGCCAUUUUUAUUUUGUAAAAGCUAUUGAGGUGACGCUGUUUAAGAAACUUUACCCGUUCGUUUCGUGAAAAAUUAGUCAAAUAGCUAGUGAAAAUGGUCGAUAAAAUCGAAAUGAGUUUGGACGAUAUCAUAAAAACAAACAAGUCCUCGAGGGGGCGAGGAGGCGGAAGACGCGGCGGAAGGAGCCGUGGCGGUGGCGGCGGCGGCCCACGCCGAGGAAACUUUCGAAGCCCCGGCGCCGGCGGCGGCAAUGUGCAAAGAGGUCGCGGGCGCGGUGGAAUUACACGAAGCUUCACGCGGGGAGAUGUAAACAGUGCGUGGAAGCAUGAUUUGUUCGAGGGUUACGGCCCCCGAAAAAUAGCAGCGGCCAGAGCUACGGUACAAGCUACCAUGGGUCCUACGAAACUCAUGGUAUCUAACUUAGAUUUCGGAGUUUCUGACUCUGAUAUACAGGAAUUAUUUGCCGAAUUCGGCCCCUUAAAGAGUGCUGCUGUACAUUACGAUCGGUCGGGUAGAUCGCUCGGUACUGCUGAUGUUAUCUUUGAACGAAAAAGUGAUGCCAUUAAAGCUAUGAAGCAAUAUAACGGAGUUCCAUUAGACGGACGAGCCAUGAACAUUCAACUCACCACUUCCGAAAUACCUAGCCCCAUUAGGAGGAGCGUUGUUGGCGAGAGGAAGUUCCAAAGAAGUCCCCCGAGGAGAGGAAACAAAGGCCGACCUACUAGAGGUCGAGGAGGAGGUGGACGAAACGUACGAGGGCAAGGACCGAAGAAACAACCCACAGCAGAAGAAUUAGAUGCCGAAUUGGACGCUUAUUCGAAAGAUAUGAAGUAGUUUAUGUGUUGUCAGUUGAUUAUUUUACAAUGUAGAGUCACAGUGUGGAUUGUGUGUAACAAUUGUAAUACUUUCGUGCAGUCGGAAAUUUUGAUUUUGAGUUUUUAAUAUAACUUAGUUUUAGUUUUUUUGUCAUACUGAAUAUCUGAUAACUUGUUAUUUGUAUAUUUUAAUAGAAUAAAAAUGUAAGUUGAUUAAAAUAAAUUUUUAUACGAUUAAUUUUAAUACAAAGUUAAUACCAUUGACAAAUAAAUACUCCGUCCUCCUUUA
Messenger RNA from Phyllotreta striolata, 1110 nucleotides. The record is from the annotation of a GenBank genome assembly. Lineage: Eukaryota; Metazoa; Arthropoda; Insecta; Coleoptera; Chrysomelidae.